AAAAAAAAAAGAAGAAGAAGAAGAAGAAGAAGAAGUAGCUCUCUCUGUUUUCACGUUUAAUACUGAGAGACCUCCAAACAAAUGCGACCCUUUUGAAUGCAGACUACCAGAAGAUUGCAAUUGAAGAAGGGAUGUCAACUUGGAUGCCUGCUGUGUGGACGCCUGCCCACCACGAAACAUAUAUUGAUCUAUGUCUUGAACAGACAUUAAAGGGGAAUAAACCUGGGACACAUUUUAAUAAGGAGGGUUGGAAUAAUAUCGUUGAAUCAUUUUAUGAAAAGACUGGUUUUAGGUACGAUAAUAAACAAAUAAAGAAUCACUGGAGUUUUACCAAGGAACAAUGGAAAGUCUGGGUUAAGCUAAUUGGUGAUAGUAGUAUGAAAUGGGAUCCAGAAACCAAGACAUUUGGUGCUAGCAAAGAGGACUGGGACAAAUAUAUAGAGGCAAACCCAGAAGCUGCACAAUUUAGAUUUAAGGAACUCCAGUUCACUGAAAAAUUGGAAAUUAUCUUUGAUGGAACAAUAAAUGCUGCUGACACAGAAGCUUCUACUGGCCGUAAGAGGCACAAUGGUAGUUCGACCUCCUCCCGUUUGCUUAGAAAAGUGCAAAGGACAACAAUGCCAAAGGGGAAGAAUGACAAUUCAUGUGAUGAUGAAUCGAGGAGUGCUGUUAUGGUUCAGUACACACAUGGCACACCAAUGGCUAGUGAACAAAGCAUGUCUAGUUCAUCACCUCGAAAGGCGAAAGCAACUUGGAUGCCUGCAAUGCACAAAAUAUUCAUUGAUUUAUGUCUAGAACAGACAUUACAGGGGAAUAAACCUCAAACACAUUUUAAUAGGGAGGGUUGGAGGAAUAUUAAUGAAUCCUUUCAGAAAAAGACUGGUCUGAGUUUUGAUAGAAUACAGCUAAAGAAUCAUUGGGAUGUCACUAAGGAACACUGGAAAGUCUGGUCUAAGCUAAUUGGCACUGGUAGUAUGAAAUGGGAUCCAAACACCAAUAAAUUUGGUGCAAGUGAAGCAGAUUGGGAAAGUUAUUUACAGGAAAACCCAGAAGCUGCACAAUUUCGUUUUAAGGAACUUGAGCUUGCUGACAAACUGGAGACCAUUUUCAAUGAAAUAACAGUUCCUGGAGAAAGUAAGCGUGCUAGUCAACGUAAGAAGUACAAGUAUGCUUCAAAAAAAUCUCUCUUACACAACAAAGAACCAGACAUACUGAAGCCAGAUAAGAAAACUGAGCUUCUUUGUGAUGCUGUUGAAUUAAGAGGUGCUGUAAUGAUGCAGAAAAGAAUGGAAAUGGUUCCAUCUACACAAGUCAAACCCACUUAUAGUAUUGGGGAGUGCAUUGAUUGUCUUGAUGGGAUGGAGGAAGUGGUACAAGGAAGUGACCUCUACUUGUUUGCAUUAGAUAUAUUCUUGAAGAAGGACUACAGGGAAGUUUUUCUUCAACUGAAGAAGCCUAAUGUAAGGAUUGCAUGGUUGCAGCGCCUGCAAUCACUUGAUCCACCUUUGAAAUAGAAUGCUGAAUUGUUUUGAUCUCUCCUUUUCUUGGUACAGCUAUAGGUAGUUUUUGCAUAUGACUAGCAAUUAAAGUGGUGGUUUUUAUAGACUUAUAAGGACUGGUUGUCAGAUCAUUUUCUUUCAUUUGCUUACAAAUUAUUUAGGUGGUCACCUCUAUCUUACUGUUACUGACUUACCGUCGUUUUUAUUGGCAUAGUCCAUAAGUUAGCACAAUUGUGCACUUUAAGUUGAGAUUUCAGAGA
This is a messenger RNA of Quercus robur (English oak), 1759 nucleotides long. Its product is annotated as L10-interacting MYB domain-containing protein. Bases 132 to 1514 code for a protein of 460 amino acids. The record is from RefSeq and is a predicted model, not a curated record. Lineage: Eukaryota; Viridiplantae; Streptophyta; Magnoliopsida; Fagales; Fagaceae. The transcript is spliced from 4 exons.